AUGUCGCCCAUGCCUAAAUCCGCCAUUGAGGUGAAAAGAGGCGGGAACUUCAAAAUCAUCAGGUGUUCCAACCAAGCAGCGAUGAUGGUUGGAAAGCAAGUUAGGCAAUGGCAGUCCAUCUGUAAUGGACUAAUCCUGGGAGCACUCUUGACCACCUGUAUGAUUCUACUGUACAUCCUGUCUGCCCCAGAAGUCCACUUCUGCUUACAAGAGCACCACUACAAGACGAAUGCGAAGAGGUCAAAAAGUCUUACCGUCGUUUCUCACCGGACACAUUUCUCUGUUGUGCCGUAUACGGACCGGAAGUGUGUUUUAUUAGUCGCAGUAGUUUUGUUUUUGUUUAUACAUUUAAAAACUUUUUUCGUUUAUAUUGUUACUACCGUAUCGUCCACAACAAUUGUGAAAAUGCAGCAUCAAUAGGAUAAGAUGUAUGUUGAAAGUGCAGAAUACACUCAGUUUUAUGGAGGGAAGAAAUCAAAAAUCCCUCAAGCCAAUUUUAGACAACAGCACUUUGAUCUCUUUUGUCCCUUUCAUAGUUUGUCACUUCAGUCAUUUGAGUAUCCUAUGUGCACAGUUGAUGGAGUGGUUUUUGACUUAAUGAGCAUAGUGCCUUGGAUUAAGAAGUUUGGUACCAACCCCAUAACUGGAGAGAAGCUUGAGGCCAAAUCCCUCAUCAAGCUUAACUUCAGCAAAAACAAUGAAGGAAAUUACCAUUAUCCUGUGCUCUACACAGUGUUCACAAACAACUCUGACAUUGUUGCCAACAAAGUCACAGGCAAUGUUUUCUCAAAUGAGGCAGUGUAACAGCUGAACAUCAAGACAAAGAAUUAUAAAGUUUUGUUGACGGAUGAGCCCUUCACUCGUCAGGAUAUAUCAUAGCAUAUCACAAUACAGGUGAUGAUUACAGAAUAUGAAGAGAAAGCCAAACAGGAUCCAGCUUACCAUCUGAAAAGCACCAACCUGGAGACGCGUGAAACACUGGCAGAGCUCUAUAGAGACUGUAAAGGAGACAAGCUGUUAGCCUCCACUAUAAAGGAAACCAAAAAAACAGACAAACUCAAUGCUGCUCACUAUUCUACUGGAAGAGUGUCUGCCUCCUUUACAUCCACAGCUAUUGCUCCAGCCACAACCCAUGAAGCAGAUAAUAGAGAUAAUGCUAUUGUUGAUGAUUCUGUUUGCUACCAGUAUGUUAAGAAGAAAGGCUACAUUCGUCUGCGCACAAACUAAGGAGACCUGAAUUUGGAAUUACACUGUGAUAAGGUACCCAAGACUGGAGAGAACUUUAUUAAACUGUGUAAGAAAGGAUAUUAUGACAGCACAGUAUUCCACCGAUCUAUUCGAAAUGUUAUGGUCUGGGUCUUUGGGAUAGUUCUUGGUCCUGAUCUGGGUCUUGAAGAGUCUAGUUUUGGUCUGGAUCUGGGUCUCGAUGGCUUCAUCACGUUUCGCUCAUGCGCAUACCUGGACAGGAAGCAUACUGUAUUUGGAAGGGUGGUUGGUGGUUUUGAGACUCUCACCGCGAUGGAGAAUGUUGAAAGUGAUCCUAAGACAGAUAAACCCAAACCCAAGAUAAAGGUGCUGAGCGCUACAGUAUUUGUGGACCCUUAUGAGGAAGCAGAUGCACUGAUUGCAGCCGAGCAUGAGAAGGAAAUACAGAAACAAGAGGAUGAGACAGUGCAAACUUCUGCUUCAGUUACCAAGACAAAAACAGAAUUGCAGCAUAAAACCUUCAGACCAAGAGUGGGCAAAUACAUUAACAUGGCUGCCAAGAAACAUUCCCAUCCAGAUGGUGACAAACCCUCCACUAGUGAAGCGCCUGCCAAGAAACCCAAUGGUAGAAUAGGAUUUGGAGACUUCAGUUCCUGGUAG
Molecule: messenger RNA, 1866 nt
Organism: Xyrauchen texanus (razorback sucker)
Lineage: Eukaryota; Metazoa; Chordata; Actinopteri; Cypriniformes; Catostomidae
Gene: ppil2
Product: peptidylprolyl isomerase (cyclophilin)-like 2
Biological process (GO): protein polyubiquitination; protein peptidyl-prolyl isomerization
Cellular component (GO): catalytic step 2 spliceosome
Molecular function (GO): ubiquitin-ubiquitin ligase activity; peptidyl-prolyl cis-trans isomerase activity
Source: RefSeq, a predicted model, not a curated record